GCGCCCUUUUCUUCUUCAAAUGCUCCUGACCGUUUUGUCCCUACCGCCUUUUUCCAACGCUCCUCCUCCUCUUCUUCUCCCUCCUUCAACUAUGAGGACCCAUUAAUCAGUCCUUGCAGAACCCAGGAAAAAUCAACCGUUACUUUCAAUUGACAAAGGCCGAGAGGUAAAGGGGAUUGAUUUCUCUAAUGGGUUGCUUUCUUGGGUGCUUUGGUUCCUCCAAAGAUCGUCGACGCCGUAAACAGAGGCACAAGGUUCAACCUCGAGAACAGAGGAAUGCAGGUUAUAAUCCAGUGCAAUCAGCCGUUUCUUUGGUACAGAACAACCCAGAAAAAUCAACUAACCCGGUUUCAGAAAUCAGGGAUAAUCCUGAGGAGAAAUUAAGCUUGAGUCCUCGGAAGAAAGUAACAUUCAAUUCGAGUGUAACAACUUAUGAGCAUGUUUCAGUUGAAGAAUCCACGGAGUUUCCUGCAGAGAAUGAAGAUGAAAGAAGAAAAAGGGAGGAGAAGGAGGAGAAUUUAGCAAAACCAACUCAAUCUCAGUCCUCUUCUGAAGAUGGUUCCAUCACUUCAAGCUCAGGAUCUUAUCCUUCCAACCACAGAUACCAGAAUUGCAGGGACAGUGAUGAUGAACUAGACUAUGGAGAAAGUGAAAUUGAGGACGAUGAGGAGGAGGAUGAAGAUGGUGGGGAGCUAGAUUAUGAUGAUUGUUAUGAGGAUGAUGGAAUUUUAGAAUCCAGACCACCACCAUUCACUGAAGAGAUUGAAAAUCCAGCAGUGGUAAGUGGUUUGCCUGAGAGAGAACUGAAGCCAAAUCCGAAUGUUCGAGACAGGAGUGGUUAUGUGCAUUCUGUGCUGAACCCAGUUGAAAAUCUCACUCAAUGGAAGGCUGUGAAAUCAAAAGGGACAACCCCAUUGAAGCAGCAGAAAGAGAAUAUCACACUGAGUCAAGAACCCAGAAAUUCCUUUAGCUCUGAGCCUAGUUUUAGGGAAAUGAGGUUCAGUUUCGAUGCGAAAUCGGAUCAAUCUAAGAAACAAAACCAAGAAAUAGCAGUGGAUGCUAGCUUGUCUAACUGGUUGGGUUCAUCAGAGAACACACCAAUUAACAAGCCUAGUACAAUUGGUUUUGGUGCCAUGUCAGUGGGAUCAAAUUCCCCAAGAAGCUUUGAAGAUAGGCCUAUUUUAGGUGCACUUACGGUGGAAGAGCUUAAGCAGAUUUCAGUUUCUUCUUCACCAAGGAAGUCACCUAGCCACAGUCCUGAUGAGAUGGCUAUCAUUGGGAGUGUUGGAACUUACUGGAAUCACAGUGGCUCUGGCAAGGAUUCUGGAUCAGCUUCUACUUUCAAAGGGAUACCCAACACAACCAGCAAGUACAGAGAAGACAAGAGAGUGAAUUGGCACUCUACUCCAUUUGAGACCAGGCUGGAGAGAGCUUUGAAUGGCGGAGCUGCUGCAGGAACUCACACUUCUAAUGUUCAGUAAACUUGUUUUGGAAGAUUUUGUUUGUGUUGUGUGUGUUUUUUCAUUUCUAUCUUGUUUUGGUUGUGAAUUUGGUGGAUAUCUGUGAUAUACGCACUUGCUGUUGUAAUUUUUUUUUAUUGGUUUGAUUGAUGAUUGAUUGUCAAUACUUUGAAAUUCAACUAAGUUUUCUUUCUUUCCA
Messenger RNA from Manihot esculenta (cassava), 1659 nucleotides. Its product is annotated as serine/threonine-protein kinase pakF. Lineage: Eukaryota; Viridiplantae; Streptophyta; Magnoliopsida; Malpighiales; Euphorbiaceae. Gene Ontology annotation, biological process: male meiosis II. The coding region runs from base 189 to 1481 and encodes 430 amino acids. The transcript has 3 exons. The record is from RefSeq and is a predicted model, not a curated record.